Molecule: messenger RNA, 1971 nt
Organism: Monosiga brevicollis MX1
Lineage: Eukaryota; Choanoflagellata; Craspedida; Salpingoecidae
Exons: 18
Coding region: 18-1892 (624 amino acids)
Biological process (GO): aspartyl-tRNA aminoacylation
Cellular component (GO): cytoplasm; mitochondrion
Molecular function (GO): aspartate-tRNA ligase activity; ATP binding; nucleic acid binding
Source: RefSeq, a predicted model, not a curated record
AGAAAUUCUUGCACACAAUGCUCGCUCGGUUGCUUGGCCUUGGGCGCCUGCGAGCGGCCUUAACCCCCGCCCCCACUGGUUGGCGCGGACUGCCGGCCAGGACUGGGGUAAGGGCAGGCUCCACGGAACGGGGCACUGGCACUUAUCGGACCCACAUGUGUGGGGAUCUGACCAAGCACGUCAAGCAGCAAGUGCGGGUUGCAGGCUGGGUCGAAGCCAUUAGGAAAGCCGGCGAUGAUCUUCUCUUUGUCACGCUACGUGAUGCCACCGGCCGCGUUCAGGUCAAAGCUACUGGACCAGACAUGCACCUGCUUGCCAAAACCAGCAUCGAGUCCGUCUUUGCUAUUGAAGGCGAAGUGUGUGUUCGGCCCGACAGUGCUCGUCGAAGCACCCAUCACGAUCAGCAGUCAAGCCUCGAGUUGACAGACCUUGAAAUCUGCUCAAAGAGGGCCGAAGAGCUGAGCCGAGCAGCUUCCCUUCCGUUUCGCCCAGCCUCCCUUCACGAUCAGCCACUUGAGGACACUCGCCUUCGACACCGCCCAUUGGACCUGCGAAGAGCAGUGCUUCAGGACGCCCUGCGCCUGCGCCACAAGCUAAGCACCCGCUUCCGUGCAGCUCUCAACGACAACGGAUUCUUGGAAGUGGAGACGCCGACGCUGUUCAAGCGCACACCGGGAGGUGCCAACGAAUUUCUCGUGCCCACGCAAAUGCCCGGCAAAUUUUAUGCUCUUGUUCAGUCACCGCAACAGUAUAAGCAAAUGCUCAUGGUGGGCGGCAUUGAUCGGUAUUAUCAAUUCGCCCGGUGCUACCGUGAUGAAGGCGGGCGUAUGGAUCGCCAGCCGGAGUUUACACAGCUGGAUUUGGAGAUGGCCUUUGCCGGCCAGGCCGAGGUUAUGGAGCUCAUGGAAAAGGUGGUCAAGCAUGUGCUACAGGACUGGAUAGACACGGCCCGGCCCUUUGAGAGGCUCACCUUCCACGAAGCUAUGAGUCAGUAUGGGUCGGAUAAACCAGACCGACGAUUCGACAUGCUGCUUCAAGAUGUAACGCCAGAGCUUCUCAAUUGUGGCCAUGUGGGUUGGAUUGCGACGGCUUUUGUUUUGUUUUUUUGUUACUCUGCCAUGCGCUCGUGCCUCUUGUCACAGGGUCGUCCCGCUUUGAGAGCCAAACAUGCGCAGCUUGAUGAUCAGAAGGAUUUUGCUGUGAUUGCCCUGCGUGCAGAUCAAGCACAGCGCAUUGAUGCCUUGCAACAGCACGCGCGGGGCAUGGGCAUGGAGGUUGGUGUGGGGCUCGGCAUGCAACAGUCUAUUCAAGAGCAACUGGGGAAGCUGCGCUUGUAUAUUGCUCAAAUCCUUGCGGAACAUGAUCUGCUCAAGUUGGAUGAUGAGCAGCUGGAUAUUUUCUGGGUGUAUGACUUCCCCAUGUUUGAGCAACACGAGUUGAAUAGCUCACGCAUCCAAGCCUGCCACCACCCGUUCACGGCACCCCAUCCUGACGAUAUUGCCUAUUUGGAGACGGAGCCUAUGAAGGUGCGCGCACAGCACUAUGAUCUCGUGAUGAAUGGCGUGGAACUGGGCGGCGGCUCCGUGCGAAUCCACGAUGCCGAGCUGCAGCGCUACAUCAUCGAUCAUGUCCUGCAGGACGAUCCCAAAGUGUUUGAACAGCUCUUGCAAGCGCUGGCGUAUGGGGCUCCGCCUCAUGCAGGCAUUGCGCUUGGAUUUGAUCGUCUGGUCCUGAUGCUCAGUCGUGCGGCGGGGGCGCGCAGCUUGCGCGACGUCAUGGCAUUCCCAAAGUCCUUCGCAGGCAAAGAGCUGAUGAGUGAUAGCCCGUCAACGGUGACGGCGGCCGACCUUGAUGUCUACCACAUCCAGACCAAGUCACUCGCAUCAGAUUGAGGAAGCUGAGCUUUCGGCGACAUGCUUUGUGUUUUGUUGUCCAUCCCAACUUUGAGAACGCAAUCUAUCUGACAAUGUC